This is a messenger RNA of Hibiscus syriacus, 2740 nucleotides long. Its product is annotated as oligopeptide transporter 3-like. Bases 64 to 2409 code for a protein of 781 amino acids. The transcript is spliced from 8 exons. The record is from RefSeq and is a predicted model, not a curated record. Gene Ontology annotation, molecular function: oligopeptide transmembrane transporter activity. NCBI's taxonomy places the organism in Eukaryota, Viridiplantae, Streptophyta, Magnoliopsida, Malvales, Malvaceae. Gene Ontology annotation, biological process: transmembrane transport.
UUUUCGGGUGCUUUCGGCUUCUCGGGGGCUUUGGGCUUUUCGAGUGUCGGUGGUUUGAUCUCAAUGCUCUUGAUGGAUCCGCUGCCCUUGCAGCAUAACUUGUCCCGAAGCCUCUCAGGAUCGCAGCAUACCACCUUAAUCGCCACCGUGUCUGCCUUGUUUUUCAUUCUUUCCCCAGCUUCAAUGGCGACAAAGACCCAUACGGAUCCCGAGAAACCAAAUGGGGAAGAAACCACCGAGAACGAAGAAAGGAGUCCGGUGGAGGAGGUGGCGCUGGUGGUGCCCGAAACCGACGACCCUUCCCUCCCCGUCAUGACUUUCCGUGCCUGGUUCCUCGGUUUGACAUCAUGCAUCCUCCUAAUCUUCCUUAACACUUUCUUCACCUACCGUACGCAGCCACUCACCAUCUCCGCAAUCCUUAUGCAAAUCUCCGCCUUGCCCAUUGGCAAGUUCAUGGCCAGGACUCUUCCGAUCACCGAGUAUAGCCUCCUCGGGUGGCGAUUCAGCUUGAACCCCGGGCCGUUCAACAUCAAGGAGCAUGUUAUCAUCACCAUCUUCGCCAAUUGUGGGGUGUCUUUUGGUGGAGGCGAUGCUUAUUCCAUUGGUGCCAUAACUGUCAUGAAAGCUUAUUAUAAACAGAGCUUGAAUUUCCUCUGUGGAGUCCUUAUUGUCUUGACUACUCAGAUUUUGGGAUAUGGAUGGGCUGGUAUGCUUAGGAGGUACCUGGUUGAUCCUGCAGAAAUGUGGUGGCCAUCAAACUUGGCUCAGGUUUCUCUGUUUAGAGCACUCCAUGAGAGGGACGAGAAAAAGAAGGGAUUGACUCGGAUGCAAUUCUUUCUAGCUGUAAUGUUGGCAAGCUUUGCCUAUUAUGCUUUGCCAGGCUAUUUAUUCCCGAUAUUGACAUUCUUCUCGUGGGUGUGUUGGGCAUGGCCACAUAGUAUCACUGCUCAGCAAAUAGGGUCCGGAUACCAUGGACUCGGUGUUGGUGCAUUCACCCUUGACUGGGCCGGGAUAUCGGCUUACCAUGGCAGUCCACUGGUUGCUCCUUGGUCGUCGAUUGUCAAUGUUGGGAUAGGCUUUAUCAUGUUCAUCUACAUCAUUGUUCCUGUUUGUUAUUGGAAGUAUAACACCUUCGAUGCUCAGAAAUUCCCUAUAUUCUCUAACCAGUUGUUUACUUCCAGUGGGCAUAAAUAUGAUACAACUAAGAUCUUGACACCGCAGUAUCAGCUAAAUAUCCCUGCAUAUAACAGUUAUGGCAAACUCUACCUUAGCCCUCUUUUUGCCUUAUCGAUUGGGUCGGGGUUUGCUCGGUUCACUGCAACCCUCACUCAUGUGGCAUUGUUUAAUGGCAGGGAUAUUCUGAGGCAGAGCAGAUCGGCAAUGAAGAAUGUGAAGUUGGACAUCCAUGCAAAGUUGAUGAAGAAGUACAAACAAGUUCCUGAAUGGUGGUUUUACAUUUUAUUAAUCGGAAGUAUUGCUCUGUCGCUUUUGAUGUCCUUUGUAUAUAAGAAAGAGGUACAGCUGCCAUGGUGGGGUAUGCUGUUUGCCUUUGGUUUGGCCUGGAUUGUCACCCUUCCGAUCGGAGUCAUUCAGGCAACUACGAACCAGCAACCUGGCUAUGACAUUAUAGCACAGUUCAUGAUUGGUUAUGUCUUGCCCGGAAAGCCCAUCGCAAACCUGCUCUUCAAGAUUUAUGGGCGGAUCAGCACGGUUCAUGCUCUUUCUUUCUUGUCUGAUCUCAAACUUGGGCACUACAUGAAAAUCCCACCGCGCUGCAUGUACACGGCUCAGCUUGUGGGAACUGUAGUAGCAGGUGUUGUCAACCUUGGAGUUGCUUGGUGGAUGUUAGAUGGCAUUCAAGACAUCUGCGAUAUUGAAGGGACGCAUCCUGAUAGCCCAUGGACUUGUCCUAAAUACCGUGUCACGUUCGACGCCUCUGUUAUAUGGGGCUUAAUUGGACCGAAGAGGCUUUUCGGACCAGGAGGGAUGUACCGUAACUUAGUUUGGUUGUUCCUUAUUGGAGCGGUGUUGCCGGUUCCUGUUUGGGUUUUGAGCAAGAUUUACCCUGAAAAGAAAUGGAUCCCCUUGAUUAACAUCCCGGUUAUAUCUUAUGGUUUUGCCGGAAUGCCACCUGCAACUCCCACCAACAUUGCGAGUUGGCUUGUCACCGGAACCAUCUUCAACUACUUUGUGUUCAAGUACCACAAGCGGUGGUGGCAGAAAUAUAACUAUGUUCUAUCUGCAGCAUUAGAUGCCGGAACAGCUUUCAUGGGCGUUUUACUGUUCUUCGCUUUACAAAACGAGGGUCAUGACUUGAAAUGGUGGGGAACUAAGGUUGAUCAUUGUCCUCUUGCAAGCUGUCCGACAGCCCCAGGUAUCUCGGUUGAAGGAUGUCCGGUUUUUAAAUAGACCAAAUCGACCACAUGCACAGCAACAAGAAACAGGACAACGAUGAAUGAAGAUCCGGAAUGCAAAGCAGAAAUGGUUUAGUUUUGUAACAUGUUAUAUUACAGACUUACGUACGUCGCAGAGUUUUACUAUAUAUAAUCUAAGCUGUAAAGUAACGCUUACGCUUUGUUCCGAUGAUCCGAUCAUCAUUUGAAGAGGAGGUAAUUAAUGUUUUUCUUUGUCUGUUUGCCUGAUAUAUAGCAGAAAUUUGCUUUUUAUUUACGAUUCUGAUAUGGUUGUUGCUAGCUAGCUUGAUGAAUGAAGAAUAAUAUGAAGCUAUUAAUUCCUGCUA